AUGAACGGCCUCCAAUCCCUACCACAAUGGCAAACCUUCAUGGAUAACCCAGAAGGAAUAAAACUCGGCUUCAUAAACGCCCUCCAAAACAUAGGCAGCAUAGUCUUCCUCCCCAUCCAAGCGUGGUCCGCCAACCGCUUCGGCCGCAAACCCACAAUCCUAGUCGGAUACAUCUUCAUCAUCCUCGGCGCGGGGCUCCAAGCUGCCGCCCAAAACCCCAAUACAUUCAUCUACUCCCGCCUUCUGAUCGGUAUCGCUAGCGCCUGGUUUCAGUGCGCUGUCGUCCUCGUCACGGAAAUAGCGUACCCGUCGCAUCGCUCACUCGUCACUGCCAUCUACAUGUGCCAGUACUACGCCGGGUCCUUGCUGUCAGCGUGGGUUUCUUUCGGGAUGAGGAAUGUGCAGAGUAGCUGGGCGUGGCGUUUGCCUGUGCUUAUGCAGAUUGUGUUCCCGAUUCUUGCCUUACCUGGCACCUUGUUUGUGCCCGAAUCCCCACGCUGGCUGCUUAGUUGCGGGCGGGUCGGGGAGGCGAGGAGUAUGUUGGUUAGGUUCCAUGCUGGUGGGGAUGCGGAUUCGCAGUUGGUGGCUUUUGAGAUUGAGGAGAUUAGCAAGGGUCUGGCGGCAGAGCGGAAGGCUCGACCAGAGGCGCGCUGGAUCGAUUGUGUUAGGACUCCAGGGAAUCGGUAUCGGCUUUUCCUGAGUGUUUCAUUGGGUAUUUUUGCUCAGUGGAAUGGAGGUGGUGUGGUGUCAUACUACCUAACUCUCAUCCUCGAUACAAUCGGUAUAACCUCGACAACAGACCAGACCCUCAUAAACGGCUUCCUCCAACUCUGGAACCUGAUAAUGAGUGUGGUAGGCGCGUGUCUUGUCGACCGCGCUGGCCGUCGGAUGCUCUUCAUCACAUCGACUGUGAUAAUGCUGUUCAGCUAUAUCUUCAUCACUGCGUUAUCAGGCAGCUUCACGACAACGGGUACCAGUGCUGUCGGAACAGCUGUAAUCCCCUUCUUGUUCAUCUACUAUGCGGGCUACGAUAUCGCUUUCACGCCGCUGCUUCUGGCGUACCCGGCUGAGAUAUGGACGACCUCGCUGCGUGCUAAGGGUGUUGCUAUUGCCGUGAUCUCAAAUUAUAUAGCGCUGGUAUUUAACCAGCUUAUUAACCCGAUUGCGUUUGAAAGGAUUUCUUGGAAAUAUUAUUUUGUGUUUUUGGUCGUGCUGAUUGUUGUUUUGGUUGUUGUUUGGAAGGCUUAUCCUGAGACCAGGGGGAGGUCACUUGAAGAUAUUGCUUCUAUUUUUGAUGGGGAGGAGGCGCAUGUUACUGGCGGUGAUACUAAGGUGACAGCAGAGUCCGAGCAUAAUGGGAUAAUUGAACAUCGAUCAUGA
Messenger RNA from Penicillium hordei, 1380 nucleotides. RefSeq lists its product as uncharacterized. The record is from RefSeq and is a predicted model, not a curated record. The coding region runs from base 1 to 1380 and encodes 459 amino acids. Gene Ontology annotation, biological process: carbohydrate transport; transmembrane transport. Gene Ontology annotation, molecular function: carbohydrate:proton symporter activity. Gene Ontology annotation, cellular component: membrane. NCBI's taxonomy places the organism in Eukaryota, Fungi, Ascomycota, Eurotiomycetes, Eurotiales, Aspergillaceae. The transcript has 2 exons.